This is a messenger RNA of Leptosia nina, 420 nucleotides long. NCBI's taxonomy places the organism in Eukaryota, Metazoa, Arthropoda, Insecta, Lepidoptera, Pieridae. The record is from the annotation of a GenBank genome assembly.
AUGAAAAUAAUUCUAGAUCAAAGUCUGUCAAAAGGAAUAUUAUAUUUCACCGCGCCUUACAAAAUCUGCGCUGGUGGAUGCGGAAGUGAGGAGCAAAAUUUCCACAUGGUAUUCCCUCUGUAUGUAGGCCGCGUUGCGAAAAGGAAAUAUACGGAUAAAUACUCGAGAGACUAUAAGAAUAUACACUCGAAGAAGCCCGACGCUCCGUUCAAAAGAUCUACGACACCGAAAGUAUGGACUCUAGCACCCGAAUGUACUACUGUGGCGGAGAAACCGACCACAGAUAAAAAUAUAAGCAAUGAGGUGCAUGAUGUAGAGCCGCCAUCAAUAAAGCCUGGUUGUCAAGUGAGAGUCAGCAAAGUCAAUUUUGGAAAAGUCACAACAAAAGGGACAAAGUUAUUAAGACAUGGGCGCCAAUAA